AUGAUGUGGCAGAUGUGGCGGGUGGCGGUGGCGGCGUUGUUGGUGGCGGCGGCGUGCGCGCAGGCGGCGGAGACGUGGCGGGAGUAUCAGGCUCGUGUGUCCAAGACCGCCACCAAGAAAAAGCCCGCCACACCCGUCGAGAUGACGCCAAAAAUGCAAGAGCUUCACGGAAGACAAAAGCGAACUAUAUCUUUCCCAACCGGGUCUACUUUUGUCAUCACUCCCAUCCUGUGUGUCCCUGUCUUCAGUAUGGGAGAUAUCGCUGGAGUGCUGGACGUGGAGCUUCCCUUCACCAUAAAGCUGCCCAACACCACAGACGUCAGCGGCUUGGGACGCAGCAACGACAGGCUGGGCAUCUACUCCUUGCUCGAGGAGUCCAUCGAAAGUUCCGUGUAG
Messenger RNA from Hyalella azteca, 396 nucleotides. RefSeq lists its product as uncharacterized. The record is from RefSeq and is a predicted model, not a curated record. The transcript has 4 exons. Bases 1 to 396 code for a protein of 131 amino acids. NCBI's taxonomy places the organism in Eukaryota, Metazoa, Arthropoda, Malacostraca, Amphipoda, Hyalellidae.